Messenger RNA from Amoebophrya sp. A120, 6101 nucleotides. The record is from the annotation of a GenBank genome assembly. Lineage: Eukaryota; Dinophyceae; Syndiniales; Amoebophryaceae.
CACGGGCAGUAGAGUGAUCUGCGUACAACUACAAACUUAUACUCACCUUCCCGUCCUGAAGAGAUAGAGAACAAAAAUAAACGAGCUAUUUCUCUAUCAGAACAAUAAAAAGAAAAUGUCGCACGGCAAAAACGAAUCGUCAACUCGCUUUCGCGGACGACUACUGGUUGUUUGUUGCGCGUGGAGGCUCUUACGGCUGUUUGUUUCUGCUACUGGUGCCACAGCACCGCUUGUUGAUGACCGAGCGGCUUCAGCUUCGGGCAACAAGUACUACAUCGAGGAGUCACGACUUGUACAUACGCCCGGUGGUCGUACCCGAAAUCUGCUUGAGGUGUUGGAGAACUGCCCAGAUCGACGAGUUUCUGCUCCUGAGGUCGUCGUGAAAGAUGUUGCGACUCUGAAAGAUGGAGAAGGUGGAGGCGCGGACGGCGAUCCUCAUCGCAUGAGAGGAGAUGCCGAACCACAAAAAAAGAAACCCCAGCCUGGCCACGACACGCGCCCUGAUAAUCACAAUAUUCACUUGAUGUUCGAAGAGCGAGAAGAGGAAGACUCAGACUCUCCGAAUAAUUUUUCCACGCCACCACCACAGAAGGUAAUCCACGGCGCCAUGAGGAAGCUGAUGAGGUCCCUAGACUGGGCGCGGGCGGAUUCUGUUUCUGCUCCUGAAACAACGGGAGAAGUAGGUAGUUCUGACAGAACGUCACACGAAGAGCGCCAAAUCCUCCUGAAUCGUGAAGUUCUGCUGAAACACUUCGUGAUGGGAAAUCCUUCAGGCGGUGAAGGUGGUGGUGGUCUAACCUCUUCCGCUGCCGUUGACACCAGGACAUCACUGCCGGAAGACCAUGAAGAUCAUGCGGCCGUCCGCGAGUUGUCCGCUCUCGAAAAAGCCGUGGAAUUCAUUAUCGAAACAAACCUGCCGCAAGUCUGUUCCCCUCCCUGCACCAGCUCGGCGCACCUGGCUGACUGGAGUGCGGUGUUGCAAGUUUUUGACGACCACUGUCCGACAAAUGCACGGAGGAAUCUGGACCGGUAUGUGCUGCCGUUUUACGGGUUUUAUGAGGGAACAAAGAGCAUCAAGACGAGCCCUACUGAACAAGAGCAUCUUCACGACGGGGGGGAAAAGAAGUGUGGAGCUGGUGGGGAAGGUUCGCAAGGAGUUGUUCCAGAUGAGAACACGACGACAAAUUGUGUUGAUCUAGAGGACGACGAAAGGGAAGAACCAGGACGAGUUCUAUCAACAAGAAGCCCCAAUACUAAAAGCUCUUUCUGCCUCCGCGGACUCAUCGACGCCUUGCUGAUGGACUCGAUUUUGAAAUGGCAAACGUCCUUCCAGUUCGCGUUUCGCUCAUUGUACUUGGCGUUUUUACUCCACGGGUACGCCAAUGUGUUCACGGUGGCGGUGGAUCAUGUUUUUAACAUGAAAACUCUGGGACGACGACGACGAGAACAAAAAACGAAGUCCCGCAUUCAUUUCUCCGACAUCAUCCGCAACCUCAAUAGCCCCGCGGCGGAUGGCUUCGUGCUGUAUCACAACCCAGGUGGAACCAGAACCAGCGCCGGGGGCCAAUCAGCUGGAACUACAUCGAUAGGAAUCGGAAACGCGUUCGCGUCCUCUGGGAUGGAGAGUUCCAACAACUUGUGAUGCUAAAAAUCCCUGGAGGAGCGAGACAAAAAAUUCUAUUGCCUGAUUGCCAAACCGCAAUGCCCACUUGUUCCUACACAAGUAGCGAGUUUUCUUUCAUGCAGGCAGAACCUGUAAUUGUAGUAAAUGAAAAUGAAUGCUUGGCGUGCGUUUCAGACCAUCUGAUUUAUCUGCUCCUGCAGAUCAUGCAUGCUGAAGAAAAAGUGUGCUCUACAACUUCCAGACCCAACAGACGUAGUUGCAUUUGAUAAUCAACCUUGCCGGAAGAAAAUGCGGGAAAAAAAUCGGAUUCCUCACUACGCCUGUUCUUGUCGCCGGAAGGGGGGCACCAACAUGCAAGCGCAUUGGAGUACUACUGGCGGCGGUUAGUCAGUCAGCUUGGCCUAGCUGACGGGGGGGACGAUGAUCUCCGGCUCCUGCUUCCGGAAGUAGAUUUUGAUGAACACGAAGUUCUUGCAAAGAAUGAUAUCAUCAUCUCCACGAGCAACAUGGCUCCACCCUUUGACCUCCCGAUGUACGCGCGGGGGCUCCUGCUCGUGGGCUCGUCGAAUAACUUCUUUUCUGCACCACAUGGUAGUACAGGUAGUACUUCAUCUGCUGCUUCUGCCAAACAAGGCAGCGACGUCCUCUCCGCCUUUUUCCACCGACGUGAACAAGAAUUCUCGGCGCGGCUUUUCGAUGAAAAAGCUGCAACAGCGGCUCGUUCUACUUCUGCGACGCACGUCAUCGAAAUUUUUCAAAUCGACACCCACACGGCUUGCGCCGGGGAGUUCAAGCGGAUGCUGUCCGAGUUUGAAGAUGAAGAGUUCAGUAGUGCACCAGUUCUGCACGAGGACCAGCAUGACAAGAAACGCACCCCGUUACCUGCUGGAAGUAGUACAACCCCCACCACCACACAUCAACAUGUUGAGAAAAAGAUCCGAUUCCGCUGGCACGGAUACUCCCUGGCUAAAAACAUCUGUCACAACUUCGGUUUGUGCAACGGCAAGGCAGAAAUCCGAGACCAGUUUCGGGAAAUUUUCGAGGCCAUAUGAACUGCAAAAGUAUCGUACUCGUAUAAAUGCAUUACAAAUUUCCUCAGCAUGAGAAAGAAAAUAUGCGGAUUUGACUUAGCAAAAGGAUUUGUAAUGCAUGACUGCAAUUAUACCUGUACGAUCCGUUUGCACAGGAUAGGCCAACCGGCGAAACGAACUGGAUUUUUUGGCGGCAAAGAAAAUGGUGAUAGAACUUUUCCACGAGAAGAUCGUGGAAGAUGGAACAACGGAAACAAGACGCCAAAUUGAUUUCGUUCUCUGCACCCAGCCAAUUUCCUUCUGCAGGUUCUUUUUGGAUCUUGAGGGAAAAAAUACCAAAGUAGUGCACAACCAGUACCAGCUGGAUGAAAGGGAAAAUUUCAAAACCGGCGAGGACCUCCACGUCGAGGCUGCGGCGCUAGCGGCAAAUGGAGGUGUCGGCCGCGGGAAAAACAUGUGGACACCAACCGGACGAACUACACGAAUCAUGAUUUACAUCGGCUUGCCGCUGAUGUGGAUGCUGCCAACGGAGCCGAGCUGUAUUUUUCAGAUCGAAACUGGUGCAACUGAGAGCGUUCCUACUAGCGAACCCGAAAUGGGACAAGGCGUCGAAACUCAGCCACUGACGGGCAAAGAUGCGUGGGGCGCCGCGUUUCGGAGACUCCUGCUGGUGCCUGAGGCACCAGCUGCACGACGAGAAGAUGCUGGUGGUCCGGACGAGAGCACGUCAAAAAUCACUCGAUCCAGCCUAUGAACUGCAAAAGUAUCGUACUCGUAUAAAUGCAUGACAAAUUUCCUCAGCAUGAGAAAUAAAAUUUGUAAUGCGGAUUGACCUUAAGAAAAGGAUUUGUAAUGCAUGAUAGCAAUACGAGUACGAUACUUUUGCACAGGAUACAGCCUUGUCUUCGCCAAUUCUCUGUUUGCACAGGAAAUAUCAAAUGUAAAAAUGUCUGGGUCUGGAAGGUUGCAACUUGUCAUGCUAAAUCUGAAGCAUGCAAAAAUCUGUGCUGCGUGAUUACCAAAAGUCGUCCAGUUUUCACCAAGUCGGAAGGGAGUUUCUCCUCCGGGAUAGGCAUGAGAGAGAUCGCACAGAAUCUGUCAUGCUAGGUCCUGCAUUCCAAACCUCAUGGGUCAUGGAAAAGCAGCAUGGCAAGUCGCGCAUUCUUCCAGACCCAGAUAUUUUUGCAUUUGAUAGGAAACUUUUGGCUACCAGUUCGGUUUCCGGCCGGGUGCUCUUGGGGUCGAGACCAAGAAUAUACGUCGUCCAACCUAUCCGGUAAUUCCGCUCGUGCCAAUGCUUGGGCUGCAUGUUCUGGAUCACAUAAAAAUCGCAGGAGAUCAAGAUCAUGUAGUAGACAGCACUACGACAAACGACGCCCCUGUUCAUCUUCGAGGCGACAUCAAGAGAACCGGCAAGAAGAACCAGCCUCGAGGUGGAGAGCUUCUCAUCGGUCGCUCUGGCAUGAACGGAUACCUGGUGGAGUGUCUACUCGGCUCUGCUUUGAGGCUCCUGGCCGAUAUUAACGAAGCUCCUCGCCGAGUAGAAAAUAAAGCAGAAGGGACGAUGGACAAGAGGACGAUGGUGCAGCAGAGUAGAUCUACGACUUCUGCUGUUGUAACUACAGGAGAACGGGAAAUCGGAAGCGACGACGGUCUCCCGUCCCCUUGGUCUCUGCAACUCCUAGAGGAUUUCCUGGCGGAGCAAAGUAGGGAGCAGGAGAAGAGCGCUGUUUUUAACGCAAGUCAUGUAUCAUCUUCUUCAACCAGCGAAGCGACACCUCCAAAUUCGUCGGCUGGUUCAUCAUCGUCCAAAAAAUGGACCGAAAUCCGCACGCCGCAGUUCCCGUACGAAAAGCUAGCAGAGAAGUUUCACGCCGCGGUGCUUUUUCCCUACGACGCGGCGAUUUUUCUGUUCCACGAACUCUACCUGCUCUGCGUGCCGAUCCUGCUGCCGGUAGACGUGUGGCGGUACAUGCAGGGACCGCUGACGCACCCAGACAUGGAGUGGCAGGCCGCGGCAAGAUAUGCAAGAAAAAAAUUGUGUAGGUGUAGCUUUGUAAUGCAGAACAUGCAACAGAGUAUACACCUGUCAUGCCAGACAACCAUGAAGUCCUGGGCUCAUGUGUGUUUUCCCUGGCAAGCCACGCAUGACAGGUUUUGUUGUUCUCUGUCACGUACAUGCAAAUUUGUGAUGCUGUCAGCCAAAGAAAGUUAGAGUUACACUAACACAGUUUUUUUCUUCGAUACAAGACUGGUUUUCUUCACUAGAAGUCCAGAACUUGGUGGAGACGAUGAUGAAAUAAACCUCCCUACAACUUCGCCUCACGUCGAAGGCUCCGUGAAAAGCAGUAAAGCAACGCUAGAACAACAUGAACAACAGAAACAAGUACUAGAGGCAGAGGAACAGGAACACGACGAGGCACAAGAGCUACGAUUUUCUCCGUUCCAAUCGAGCAAGAUCGAGCUGCACCGACCGCUGGAAUACGAUCGGGCGAAUAUGAACUGCAAAAGUAUCGUACUCGUAUAAAUGCAUGACAAAUUGUUCCCUCAGCAUGAGAAAAAAAAAUUGCAAUGCGUAUUUACCGUGAGAAAAAAAUUUGUAAUGCAUGAUUGAGUGGGAUACUCUUGCACAGGAUAGCGAAGUAUUGGGAACGUUUUUCGAACUUCUACUUCUUUCCGCACGUCCUGUAUUUCAAGUCCGUGGCCGAAAUCGCACACGAGAUCUUACCGAACCUCUAUAGCCCUCCCGCAAAUCCAGGACCUUAUCAAGGUCGUGGUCGUGGGGAAGUAGAUGACCAGCUGGGGGAACCUGGUCCUGGUAGUGAAGCCGCACAAGAAGUAGAAGAACCCGGACAACGACGUCCCGGCGUCGCUGCGGACUCUUUGCGGCAGAAAAUGGCGGAAUUCAACAAGAAACACGUCCGAGCUGUACGGCAAGUGUGGCGCGCCAUCGUGUUUCAAAGAAUCGUAGGGUCUGCAGCAUGAAUGAUCAUCAUAUAAUUUGGGAACUACAACAAGUUUAUAGAUGCGCCUUGCCGGUGCCAGGCCUACUGCUUUCACCAGCAGAUAUUAUUCGAUCGAUGACAAGACGAGCUUCACACGCGGUGUUGAACAUGCUCUUGCGGUAUUACUGGCUGUUUUUGGGGCACAGAUAAAACGUUUCUACUUGGGCCGCAGGUGCAGUGAAAGGAGCCACGAGCCAAGCAAGAUGAGGACUUAGAAUCAUCGUUAUUGUUUUCUUUGUCCUCUUCUUCUCUAUUUACAAUUCCGCUAGUAGAGUGCAACAUCUCAUUCGUUGCGUUCAGUCGUCGAGAAUGUUGUCUCUCAUCUUCAAGAAAGAAAUGACAAUUUAUUUUGUACGAUUGGAGAAAGUUCUUCGACUUUCAGCAAUGGAGAACCUGAAGGAGCUGCGUCAGUGUGUUUAGAUGAACAUGAACUACGGAAAU